Naegleria fowleri is the source of this 1146-nucleotide messenger RNA. RefSeq lists its product as uncharacterized. The coding region runs from base 1 to 1146 and encodes 381 amino acids. The record is from RefSeq and is a predicted model, not a curated record. The transcript is spliced from 2 exons. NCBI's taxonomy places the organism in Eukaryota, Heterolobosea, Eutetramitea, Acrasida, Naegleriidae.
AUGUUCACAUUAUUUAAAAAGGAAGAAAACUUUCAAGAAGAAAAUUGUUUUGCAGCCUUUGAUGAAUACAUAAGGCAUAAUGCUCAGUCUGGAACAAUGUCGAAUGGUGAUUGGAGAAUGGCAUUUUGUAAUUUUGAAAAAUGCAUUCUUCCUUUCAUUAUUCAAGCUCCAGAAAAUGCAGAAUUAAUAUUGUUACUCUGGAGAGACAUUGUGAGAUAUCUAUAUACGAAAAAAACUCAUACAUUAACGGAGAACCAAGAGUUUUGUGUGAAAGUUUUUGUGUUUGGUUGUCUUGCUGUCAAUCGUUGGGGUAAAAAUAUUGCUGGAUUACACUUUCAUGAACUUUGGAUUCAUAUAAAAAAAGCAGUUCUUGAAAUAAUUAGAAAGACUGUUCUUGGUGAUGUUGUGAGAGAGAGUUUUCAAAACACCUCUAGCACACACAAGUCACAAAUUGAAAAGCUUUUGAAAGAUGUUCCCUUAAUUCCAAGCGUCAUCCCAAAGGCCUUAUUAACACAUCAACAAUAUUCACAAUGGGUUCCCUUGUUUGAAGCUACUAUUUUAAAGUCCAAUUAUUCCUCUUUCCAAAAAUUUGAGUUCAAUGGUCAUAUUAUUCAUACACAAGGAGCUGCUGUCACUGAAAAAUUAGAAAAAUUAUUUGAGAAAUGUAUUUUGUUGAAACCUACAACACUAAAAGGAAAGAGCAAAUGUCCUAAUUGUAAAUCCACAGAACAUAUUUCUGAAGAAUGUGUUAUUGGUUGUUGUAGUAACUGUUGUGAAGAAGCAAGUUGUGCUUUUCACAUCAAACAAAAGAAGAAAAGUCUGGAACGACUCAACAAGCAAGCAGAAAAACUCAAUUCCGUUAUUAAUUCCAGUCAGUCUCAAACUCAAGCAAAUGCAACACAAGAUGUAUCCACUCCAUCACAAUCACUUCCUCCAACACAAUUAGCACAAGUAAUGAAUCCUCCGAUUAUUGAACAGAAGAAAACAUGUGCCAAUCCUGGUUGCCAUCUGGUGAAAGUGUCAGGUAAAUGUAAAUACAAAAUGUGUAAAAAGUGUUGCGAUAAGUGUAAUGUUGAUUGUAUUUAUCAUAUCAAGCAAGGGAAGAGUAAACCUAUUGCUGGCACUUCAUCCGAGAAGCAAAUGUAG